AUGUCAGUUCUGGACGAGAGUCGGAUCAGUAGCGAUGUCGGAGAAUGUAAGUUCUUUCUCUAGUUGUAGAUAUUUGCUUUUCAUCGUGCUCUUUUUCAGCAGCCAGUUCUUCAAUGCUGCAAGAGCCGAUAGACCUGAAGUUUUUGGCCGCCGAAAGUGUCAUUUGGCAUGGUGAAUUUACGCCUUCAAUUAUAUUGUUUCAUCCGUUUUUGUUCAGACAACCACGUGGCCUACAUCGGUCCAUUCGGAAUGUUUUCCGGCCGUUUGGUCAUCACUAGGUACAGAUUAAUCUUUUUGAUCGAUGAAAAGGUUAAGCAGUUUGAAGUAAUUGUUCUCACAUGCAUUUCAAUUUAAUGGUAAUCGUGUUCAGCACUGGAAGUUAGAAGUACCGCUUGGUCAUAUUUCCCGAAUAGAAAAAGUUGGAGGAAAAUCAAAAAGUACGGCAUUGAGAACUGAUGAAAACUAUGGAUUUGGAGUUUAUUGCAAGGAUUUGCGAUAUUAUCGUUUUGCUUGUAUCCCAUCAACGAGCGGAAGGAAGAAUAUUUGUGAUGCGUUGACUCGCUAUUCGUUCCCAAUUUCAAACAGCUUGGUCAGUUUCUUAUUAUCCACUCUUUCUUUAGAUUUCUAUUUAUUUACAGCCUUUGUUCGCAUUUAUCCACGGCUCAGUAUCACCACGGUCACUAAAAGACGGAUGGAAAGUAUAUUCAGCGGAAAAGGAAUACGAGAGAUUGGGAGUUUUGAACUGUAGAUAUUGGAAACUCGUGGACAUCAAUUCAGAUUAUAAGUACAGUGAGACGUAUCCGAGGAUUGUGAGUUCACCGAGGCAAAACCUAUGAAAAAUAUGCUCUUUUUACAGUUUGCGAUUCCGACGCCGUCGUUCGAGAAUGGGAAGCCGUUCCUGAAAAAGUUGGGAGAGUUUAGAAGCAAGGAGAGAAUUCCGGUGCUCAGUUGGAUCGACCAAACGACACUAGCUUCAAUUACCAGAUGCUCUCAGCCUCUGACUGGAAUCUCAGGACGACGAUGCACAGAAGACGAGCUGUGAGUUCCUUUUUUAAAGUAAAGAUGAAUAUGAUUAUAAUUCAGCCAUCUAACAAACAUCAUGAAUGCGAAUGCGAACUGUCGGGAACUUCUGAUUCUAGACGCUCGACCGGUGGUUAAUGCGAAGUUGAACCGUGCAAAGGGCGGCGGUUACGAGGAGAACUACGUAAACGCAUCGCUCACCUUUCUGAACAUUCACAACAUUCACGUCGUGCGUGAUUCACUGAAGCGCCUAGUGGCCGCACUGAUUCCACGCGUCGAUGAGAAGAACUACUACAAGGCACUGGACGAAUCGAAGUGGCUGAAUCACAUUCAAAGCAUUUUGGAAGGAGCUGUGAAGGCCGUGUUUAAUGUUGACACAGAGAAACAGUCUGUUUUGAUUCAUUGCUCUGACGGUUGGGAUCGAACAGCGCAGCUGACGUCAUUGGCCAUGAUUCAGCUGGACCCUUACUACCGAACAAUUGAAGGCUUCAUCGUUUUGAUUGAGAAAGAAUGGUGCAGCUUCGGUCACAAGUUCGGAGAGCGAAUCGGUCACGGAGAGGAUAGUUACAGCGACGGUGAACGCUCUCCGGUUUUUGUUCAAUUCUGCGAUUGCGUCUGGCAAAUUGUGAGACAAUUUCCUUGGGCAUUCGAAUUUACGCAAGAUCUUCUAAUCUACGUGCUCGAUGAGCUCUACGCUUGCAGAUACGGAACAUUCCUCUUUAAUUCGGAAAAGCUUAGGCUUGUGGAAAAUGUGAGUCCGAAGUAAUAACACUGUUUACAAUCGAAACAUAAUUUCAGCAUUGCGCAGAUAAAACCAUCUCGGUGUGGACGUACGUUCUCGAGAACAAACGGAAGUUCAUCAAUCCAACAUACAGAGAAAAAAGUAUGAGUAUGAGUUGUCUCCAUUAAUCUGAAAUGUUCCCUUUUAGAGCAUAAAAAAGUGAUUUUCGUGAAUCCGACGUUCUGUCUUCUUCAAGUCUGGACCGACUAUUACGCCCGUUCAAAUCCUCACGUCGUCACUCCGAAGCACGAGGUAACUGCACAGUUGCCUGAUCAAUCCGACAAUCACCCAGAUGUUUUAGGACAUUCAACAGCCAGGCGUCCAGUACAUCAACGAGAAAAAGCAGUUAAUGGAUGAGAUAAUGGCUCUGGACGAGGCGACGAAAUACCUUGUGGCCUAG
This is a messenger RNA of Caenorhabditis sp. 36 PRJEB53466, 2201 nucleotides long. The record is from the annotation of a GenBank genome assembly. Lineage: Eukaryota; Metazoa; Nematoda; Chromadorea; Rhabditida; Rhabditidae.